Molecule: messenger RNA, 2477 nt
Organism: Triplophysa dalaica
Lineage: Eukaryota; Metazoa; Chordata; Actinopteri; Cypriniformes; Nemacheilidae
Gene: slc1a8a
Product: solute carrier family 1 member 8a
Exons: 12
Coding region: 123-1835 (570 amino acids)
Biological process (GO): L-glutamate transmembrane transport
Cellular component (GO): plasma membrane
Molecular function (GO): neutral L-amino acid transmembrane transporter activity; L-glutamate transmembrane transporter activity; glutamate:sodium symporter activity
Source: RefSeq, a predicted model, not a curated record
CAGCCCAAAGUGUGACAUAAUCUGACGCACAUAAUCUGACGUAAAAUUCCUCUUGACCCAUCAGACCCAUUAACACUGAGACAGGUAACCACUACUUUGGCCCUGUUACUCAGCAUUUUACCAUGGAGGAGUUCCUGAUACCGACAGAAACCGAGCCUGCCGGCUUCUCUCCAGCAGGACCUCCUAAAAGCCCACCGGAGCGACUGAAUGACUUCAUAAAGAGCACAUUCACGGUCAGUGUCAGAGAGUAUGUGAGGGAGUACAUCAAGAGAAAUGGGUUACUGACGCUCUCUAUAAUGGCUGUGAUCACGGGAUGUGUCCUGGGCUUCAUGCUGAGGGGUCUGACCCUCUCCACACAGGCUAAAAUCUAUUUCUCCUUCCCUGGUGAGCUGCUCAUGCGGAUGCUUAAAAUGCUGAUUCUCCCCCUAAUCACCUCCAGUUUAAUGUCUGGACUGUCGUCUAUGGAGUCGAAGGCCUGCUGCAGGAUAGGGGUGCUGACGGUCACCUACUAUCUUUGGACCACGUUCAUAGCUGUAGUGGUUGGGAUUCUUCUUGUUCUGAUCAUUAAACCAGGCUAUGGCACAGACAUGGACAGAAACAGGCUGGCGGUUGGACAGGUCAUAACAUCUGCAGAUGCACUGCUGGAUCUAGUCAGGAAUAUGAUUCCCUCCAACUUGAUGGAAGCCACUUUUCAGCAAUACCAGACAGACCUUAUUCCCAUCAUAAAAACACCAGUUGUCACGGGGCGGCCUAAUUUUGUCUACGUGAUGCCUGAUGACGACCAUCCGAAUGGUCGAAUGGUGCUGUUGGAGCUCACACCACCUCCAGACAUCGAGUACAAGACCCGUCCAGGCAGCAGUCAGCAAAUGAACGUGCUCGGGAUUGUUAUUUUCUCAGCCACCAUGGGUCUAUUACUGGGUAAAAUGGGGGAGCGUGGAGCUCCGCUGGUGAACGUUUGUCAGUGCAUCAAUGAGUGUGUGAUGAAGAUCAUUAAUGCGGCUGUGUGGUAUUUUCCUUUCGGGAUCAUUUUUCUUGUGGCUGGGAAAAUUCUGGAUAUGAAAGAUCCCAGCAUACUUGGGAAGAAGCUGGGCUGGUACGCGGUGACGGUCCUCACAGGCCUGUUUGUGCACGGCCUCAUCUUGCUUCCACUCUUUUACUUUCUUUUGACACGGAAAAACCCUUUUACAUACAUCAGAGGACUUCUGCAGGCCAUGGUUAUUGCCCUAGCCACAUCAUCCAGUUCAGCGACUCUGCCCAUUACAAUGAAAUGUUUGUUGGAGAACUGCCGGGUGGACCGGCAGAUCGCCCGCUUUGUUCUGCCUGUUGGAGCGACCAUUAACAUGGAUGGAACAGCCCUUUAUGAAGCAGUGGCUGCUAUUUUCAUUGCUCAGGUCAAUGAGUACGAGCUGGAUUUUGGACAGCUGGUCACCAUCAGUAUAACAGCAACCGCUGCCAGCAUAGGCGCUGCCGGAAUCCCACAGGCAGGUCUCGUAACCAUGGUGAUAGUGUUGACAUCCGUAGGGCUGCCACCGGAUGACAUCACACUGAUCGUGGCCAUUGAUUGGAUUCUAGAUCGGUUUCGAACUAUGAUCAAUGUACUAGGAGAUGCUCUGGCAGCUGGAAUCAUCGGCCACUUGUGUCAGAAAGACUUUCCUCCUGACAGAGCAGCAAAAGCGAAUGGAGCUUCACAGGACAGCCAGGCAGCUAAUAACAUGGAGAAUGUGCCUUUAACUGAAGUACCACUGCUGUCCAUUAAUAAAGACUGCAUAUUUGAAGUGGUUGGGGACACCGUUUUUGAAAGGCCCACGGUAUAUUACAACAUAUGUCAGGUCUAAGCCAACACAUUGUUGCCUUAAAAAUAUCAGAUCCACUAUUUUUAUUGUGCCAUGAAAAAUGCUGUGAUUUAUAUUUAAUAAUAAUGCAUAUUGGCUGCUUUUUACAGCUGAAUUUUGAGCAGCGUUUCCCUAUUUAAUGGGACAUUGGUCUGUUUAUUGUUUGCUGUUUGUUGCUGGAGGUAUACAGAUGUUAAACAAAUAGUUCACCUGAAAAUAAAAAUAUAUUAACAGUUUAUUACUGCCAAAGUCAGUAUGACUUUGUGCAUGACUUCCACAUUUUUUUAUAAACAUAUCUGCAUGAAUAGGUCCCAACUUAAUGUGUAGCACUACAAAGCGCAUAUGGGUGGGUGAAUGUCUUAUGAAGUAAAACAACAGGUUUGUGGGAGAAUUUUUUUUUGAACUUAUUUAGCAAAAACAAACCUAUAAAUGCAAACAUAAAAAACAAACAAUAGAAAAGUUCACAUCUUGGAUGGCAUGAGAGGAAAUUAUGGGAAUCUUCAUUUUUGGGUGAAUAAUUACCAAAGGUAUUAGUAAUUCAGGUGAACUAUAGUGUACAAAAAUACGUGAGGGAAGAAUUAACAGUUAAAAAUGUUUGUCCAUAAGCCAAUUAUCCACAAUCAUGUAAAUAAUUUGUAAAUAAUG